Messenger RNA from Pisolithus orientalis, 651 nucleotides. Its product is annotated as ras family-domain-containing protein. The record is from RefSeq and is a predicted model, not a curated record. Gene Ontology annotation, biological process: small GTPase-mediated signal transduction. Bases 1 to 651 code for a protein of 216 amino acids. Gene Ontology annotation, molecular function: GTPase activity; GTP binding. Lineage: Eukaryota; Fungi; Basidiomycota; Agaricomycetes; Boletales; Pisolithaceae. The transcript has 7 exons.
AUGUCGUCACAAGUCCCCAUUCGUAGGAAGUUGGUCAUUGUCGGUGACGGUGCAUGCGGCAAGACCUCCCUUCUUUGCUCGUUUGCGCUUGGCGAGUUCCCAAAAGAAUACGUGACCAUAUUCGAGAAUUAUGUUGCGGAGAUCAGGUUAGACGGCAAACCGGUGCAACUGGCGCUUUGGGACACUGCCGGACAGGAAGAGUACGAACGUUUACGACCGUUGUCAUAUUCCAAGUCACACGUCAUCCUCAUUGCAUUUGCUAUCGACACGCCGGAUUCACUGGACAACGUCACCGUCAAGUGGAUCGAAGAAGUACGUAGUAUAUGUGGACCGACGAUCCCAAUUCUUCUUGUUGGGUGCAAGGCCGACCUACGGCCGCCUCCUGACUCCCCUGAUAUCGGUAACUAUGUCUCACGUGCGCAGGCAGAGCGAGUUGCGAAUGAAAUCGGCGCUCGUGCGUAUAAGGAGUGUUCGGCACUGAAAAUCGAGGGCGUCGACGACGUGUUUGAAGCUGCGACCCGUGCGAGCAUGCUCAUGCGUGAGGGUGUGCCAUCGGCGUUGCACCAUAGGAGGAAGAGCAGUGGAAGGAGCGGCAUGGGCUCUCAUGGGGAUUCUGCUGGUGGGGGAUGGAAAUGCUGCGUCGUGUGCUGA